Messenger RNA from Danaus plexippus (monarch butterfly), 726 nucleotides. RefSeq lists its product as uncharacterized. Gene Ontology annotation, molecular function: DNA helicase activity. NCBI's taxonomy places the organism in Eukaryota, Metazoa, Arthropoda, Insecta, Lepidoptera, Nymphalidae. Gene Ontology annotation, biological process: telomere maintenance; DNA repair. The record is from RefSeq and is a predicted model, not a curated record. Bases 1 to 726 code for a protein of 241 amino acids. The transcript has a single exon.
AUGGCUCAUGUGCUGCGAGAAGCAAAAAUUAUUAUCUGGGACGAGUGCACUAUGGCUCACAAAAAUGGUAUUGAAGCUCUAAACAGAUUGCUCCAAGACAUUAGAGGUUGCGACCGAAUUAUGGGAGGAGUAAUUGUUCUCUUGGCCGGUGAUUUUAGACAAACUUUGCCUGUUGUGCCACGAGGAACACGUGCAGAUGAAGUUAAAGCCUGUAUGAAGUCAUCAAUUUUAUGGCCUUCGGUCAAAGUUCUAUCUUUGACCAUCAAUAUGCGUGUUCAUCUUCAGCCAAAUUCGAAAGCAGAAGAGUUUUCAAAAAUACUGAUUGAUAUAGGUGAUGGCAAAAUUCCGAAAGAAGACGGAAGAAUAAACGUGUCCUAUAUUAAUUGUGAAACUGUCCCAGAUUUAAUCACCUUGAUUGACAAAAUAUACCCGAAUAUCGACAAAGCUGGCGACAAUUGUAGUUCAUGGUUAAAGGAGAGAGCUAUGCUCACACCAACCAAUGAACAAGUCAAUUGUAUUAACAACUUUUUGCUGGAGAAACUGCCAACUGAGCAAGUAAGAUAUGAAUCGGUGGACAAAGUGCUGGAGGAUGAAGAAGCUGUCCACUAUCCUGUUGAAUUCUUACGCACUCUCAAUCCACCAGGGAUACCACCUCAUGUUCUUCAACUCAAGAUUGGCAUUUGUGUUUACUGUUUAGUACCUUAUUUGGAAAGCGUGAAUAACUAG